UUCCGUCCGGGCCUUGAGGAGGCGGCAUGGAAGCGGAGGCAGCUUCCUCGGCGGCUGUGGGCGGCUGGCGCGCGGUGUCCGCAGAGGAGACUGCGAAGUGGAUGGAGGAGGCCAUGCGCAUGGCCAAAGAAGCCCUCAGAAACACUGAAGUUCCUGUUGGCUGCCUUAUGGUUUAUAACAAUGAAGUCGUGGGGAAGGGAAGAAAUGAAGUUAAUGAAACAAAAAAUGCCACUCGACAUGCAGAAAUGGUGGCCAUCGACCAGGUCCUAGACUGGUGUCACCAAAAUGACCAGAGUCCUUCCUCAGUCUUUGAGCACACCGUGUUGUAUGUCACCGUGGAGCCAUGCAUUAUGUGUGCGGCUGCUCUCCGCCUGAUGAAAAUCCCAUUGGUUAUCUAUGGCUGUCAGAAUGAGCGAUUUGGUGGCUGCGGCUCUGUUCUAGACAUUGCUUCUGCUGACUUACCGAAUACUGGGAGACCAUUUCAGUGCAUUCCUGGAUACCGGGCCGAGGAAGCCGUGGAGCUGUUGAAGACCUUCUACAAACAGGAGAAUCCAAAUGCACCAAAAUCGAAAGUUCGGAAAAAGGAAUGUCAGAAACCCUGAACUUUGUCUGAUGAAAGACCUGUGUCUCAGUGACCUGGACAGUGUUCCUGGACUGCAGGCUGUUGACAUCGAUGAAUCAUGUGUUUAUAUGUUGUCGCUCUGUGGGUAAAUGGUGUCUCUCAUCAUUUGCUAUGUUAAGGGGACAAAUUAGCACUUCUUAAAAGUCUGACAAUUGUAAACAACUAUUAGCUUUUCCCCAAGCUGAGAGCACAUUUUCAGAAGGGGAAAAAUUAAGGCUUGAGGCUUCAGAAAUUAGAAACAGUGCAUGCCCUUCAGCCGCAGCUGUGCCCCGCCAGGACAGUGCUGGCUCCCCAGGGGACAUGUCCAGAUCCAUGCCCUUCCUGAGCCUGGGCAGAGUGCAGAUGCUUUCUCCAGGGUGGGCCCUCAGCACGGAGCCUCAGUGUUUACAGCCCCAUGUUCCCGCGGGGCACUGGGGACCUGGCUUCUUUCUAGGUUUUAUGAGUUGUGUGCACACAACCGUGAUCAUGUGGUCCUUAGCGCUGAUCUUUUGCUUUUAUAAAGCAUUUAAGAAAAUGAAUACUUCUAAAGCAAGUGCUUUUGAGUCAUUUUUUAUUUGUAGCAUAUUGCUAUAAUAAAGUCCUAUUUAUGUCUUCUUUGAAGAGGAACAGUCUUUAAAAGAUAAAAGCAUAAAUGGAAAAAUUCCUCAUUAUUGACCAAUUAUUUUGUGUGAGGGGCCCUUUGUACCCUGGAACAAAAUAAAGAAUCCUGCAGGUCCUCAUAAAGCUUGUCUCCCAGACACAGAGGACAGAUGAAGAGUGUAGCUGACUUAUGCACUUUGCUAGAAAGUGCUAAGAGUUACAGCAAAAGAAACGGGGCCUGGGUUGAAGGAGAUGGGGGUGCCACUUGGUAGUAGGAGUGCUCCUUGGUACAAUAGUAUGAUCAGUUUGACCUAAAUAGCUGCUUAAAAAUACAGAUCAUAAUCUUUAAUAUCUAAAAUUUACUAUUUGCAACACAGGAAAAAGUAUCUACAGCCAGGGUUUCUGAUUGUGGUGUGGAUUGAAGCGAGGGGUCACGGGUGCAGAGGGCUGCUGCAGAGCUGUGCUGUGCGCCUCUGCCCAGAAGGGGGCCUCGCUGUUCCACCAGAAGCACAGGGCCAGGCCCUGGCUGCCGAGCAGAGUCCUCUCGCUUGCCUCUCCAGUGGAUUUGUUUCCUUGAUGCAAAGCAUCUGUAUUUGUUGAUUCUGCCAUUUGAGCGAUGUCUCUGACUUGUUUGUUUUGAAUUACAUUACGGGCUGGAAUGUAAUUGUGGUAGAAGUAUUUUUAUAUCGCUGAGAGUAGCAGCUAAUCACAGUUACAUGGUUCAGAGGAUUUAUAAUUGCUAGCUUUUGUAAGCGUGCAUUUUAACCGCAUUUGCAAAGUUUUAUGGAGAACAAUAUGCAUGAUUUUAAAUCUAUAAUAAUGUUGCCUGCACCUUCUCUGUAGUUUUUCCUAUUUUAAAAAUUGUCUUCUCAUUAAAUUUUAGUGCCUUGA
Molecule: messenger RNA, 2092 nt
Organism: Octodon degus (degu)
Lineage: Eukaryota; Metazoa; Chordata; Mammalia; Rodentia; Octodontidae
Gene: Adat2
Product: adenosine deaminase, tRNA specific 2
Exons: 6
Coding region: 27-602 (191 amino acids)
Biological process (GO): tRNA wobble adenosine to inosine editing
Cellular component (GO): cytoplasm; nucleus
Molecular function (GO): zinc ion binding; tRNA-specific adenosine-34 deaminase activity
Source: RefSeq, a predicted model, not a curated record